AUGGAGGGUGCAGAUUACCAGUUGCCUUCUGCCAACUCAGCCAGUGUUGCCCUUCCUUCUCCUUCUUCCUCUUCCAGUGAUGAAGCUGACAUUAUGGCUUUCAAUGGGGAGCUGGACUUACAACAUUACUCUAAUGGACCAGGGGGGGGCGGAGGGGAGGCUCGUCCUUAUCCCUGCCCUAUCUGUGGCAAGCGUUUCCGCUUCAACAGCAUCCUGGCAUUGCACACUCGCAUCCACACCAGCUCCUAUCCACUCACUUGUCCCUACUGUGGCCACCAGGCAGGGCAGCGUGCCAGUUUACGUCUCCACCUACGCUCCCAUUGUCCUGAGGCCCACACCCGGCUCAGUCACCAGAGCCGCUUGCUGCUUGAAUUGGAAGAGCGGGCACUUCUGCGGGGUCAAGAAGAGGAAAAGGAGGAGGAGGAGGAGGAGGAGGAGGAGGAAGAAGAAGAAGAAGAAGAAGAGAUGGUUGCUCCUAUUCCACCCCAACCUCUACCCACCUUUCACUGCUCUUUCUGCAAGGGCAAGUUUCGUACUGCAGGAGAGCGUGAGCGCCACCUUCGCAUCCUCCAUCAGCCGUACAAAUGUGGGCAAUGUUCUUUCGCUGCCACACAGGAGCCAGAAUUGCAGUGGCACAACCAACAGGUUCAUAACUCCCCAGCAACUUGGACACCCACCCCUCCUGCCCCUGUGCCCACCACUACAGUUCCACCCACCCCUCCUGCUUCCACACCCACUCCUUCCUCCUCUGCCUCCACCCCUACGGAGUUCCGCUGCCAGGUCUGUGGUCAAGCCUUCACCCAGUCCUGGUUCCUUAAGGGUCACAUGCGGAAGCACAAAGACUCCUUUGACCAUAAGUGCCAGGUGUGUGGGCGUGGCUUCAAGGAACCAUGGUUCCUGAAAAACCACAUGAAGGUUCAUCUCAGCAAGUUGGGCCUCCAGGGUGAACAAAGAGGACCAGGACCAGGUCGGUCAGCGCAGAGCUUACUCGUGGGUUGUGAGGCCCUGUAUCCAUCUCUCCUUUCUCCUCGCCCCACAGACAAAGCCAGUACAGGCAGUUUCCUGGGUUACAGUGAUGCAAGCUGUGCUGAACGACUGCAGGCCACAGCUCGCGCCGUGGAGAGUAGUCAGCAGUGGAGGGAACGUUCUUAUGUAGUAGGGUCCAAGCUUGUGAGAGAAGACUCAGGAGGGAACCAUCGCUGCCCAGACUGUAACCGGACCUUUGGUACAUUCCAGCAGAUGGCCUUGCAUCGGCAAAGCCACCUCACCCGUGAGAGAGAAUGGAACAAGGGACAGUCACUGGGUUCUCACCUUCUCAGUGGACAUUGGCUUCCAACAAAUGUGAGAGCUUCUACUGCAGCCAACACCAGCUCAGCUCUGCUCACCCAGAAGGAAAAAGAAAUACAGGGUCAGUCACACUUGGAUGGAUCCCGACGAAGCACUGGGAAAGACUGUCCAUUCUGUGGGAAGUCCUUCAGAUCUUCCCACCAUCUCAAAGUUCACCUCCGUGUCCACACAGGUGAGCGCCCAUACAAGUGCCCUCACUGUGACUAUGCCGGCACUCAAUCUGGUUCGCUCAAAUAUCACCUGCAGCGCCACCACCGGGAGCAAAAGAGCGCUGCUGCUGCUGCAGCUGCUGCAGCUGUAGCAACAAUGGAACAGUGCCACUUGCCCCUGGCCCCUACUGCAAUCCCUGCCUUUCCCCCUACACAGCUCACUAAGAGCCAUGGGUCCUUCCUUCCUCUAGGUGGUGUGGGGACAGCUCGGUCCCGCCAGUCCCGCCGCAAGUCACUGCUGAACGGGAAGGCUGAUUUCCAGCCACUGGAUCUUUCCCUACGUCCAGCCCUGGCAGGAGGAGCCCUCCACCGUUGCCAGUUUUGCCCCUUUGCCACCUCAGCUCCUGAGCUUAUGGAAUUACACCUUCAAGUCCAUCACAGCAGGAAAGCUCGUACCCGUCGUUGCUCUCACACAGCUCCUAAAGCCCAAGUGAAGUUGGAGGAAGAAAUAGUUGAGCUGAAAGGACCAGAAUCCCCAAGCCCAAAGGGGGAGAUUUCCAAGUCACACAAUUUCUGGUCCUCUAAAGAUCAGGAAGACUCUCGCCGUCUCAAGUUGCCUCAGGGGAAACAGAGUUCUGAGGGAGCAAUAAUUGCCAGCCUUUCUUCUGAAGCUGCACUGAAUCAGCAAGGAUGGGAGAACCUAUCACAAGACUCUGAGGAGCCAAGGCCUCAGAAGGAAUUGUCUGGCCCACUGGUCCAAAAAGGGCCACAUCAGGAGGCUUCAAAGACAGGCCAAGGCCUCAUGGAAUUACAGCUGGAGCCAGUACAAGCCUGAGUCUAUUCUGCAUAUAUAAACCAGUUCCGAAUCUGUUUAGCUGUCAUGAUGACUCUCAACCAAGGGAGCUGGGAAUUGUAGCUCUGUUCUAUCUAUUGGAUAAUAAUAAUUCCAGUUCUUUGGGAAGGACUUGAUGGGCAGAUAAAAAUGCCAAAUCCAGUCUAAAGAUCUGGCUGACUGUGUGACAAAACCAUAAUUAAUAAGAAUGCAUACAAAGCUAUAUUUCCCAAAGUUCAUAGGCAGGGGCUUUGCAGAGCCCAUAGCAUAGUGGUAGAACACAUGCUUUGCAUGCAUUAAAGUUCCAGAUUCAAUAUUUGCUU
Messenger RNA from Protobothrops mucrosquamatus (brown spotted pit viper), 2651 nucleotides. RefSeq names its product zinc finger protein 219-like. Gene Ontology annotation, biological process: regulation of DNA-templated transcription. Gene Ontology annotation, cellular component: nucleus. NCBI's taxonomy places the organism in Eukaryota, Metazoa, Chordata, Lepidosauria, Squamata, Viperidae. Gene Ontology annotation, molecular function: DNA-binding transcription factor activity, RNA polymerase II-specific; RNA polymerase II cis-regulatory region sequence-specific DNA binding. The transcript is spliced from 4 exons. The record is from RefSeq and is a predicted model, not a curated record. The coding region runs from base 1 to 2331 and encodes 776 amino acids.